CAGAAAGCAGAGAAGACAUUCUAACAUGGAGGGUGAAACCAUUCAAGACCUCCUGUCUAAGCGAUAUUCGGAUAGACUUAUCCCAAACACUGUGAUUCACCUUACUGAAGGUGCCAUUGGUAUAUUCGGAAAUAUAAUUGUUCUUGUAAUGUACUCCAGAUAUAUUGCUGACAAGAACGGGACAAGGUACUUUAUCCCUGUUCUAGCUGUGGUUAACCUCAUGGGAUGUCUGUCAAACGUGGUCCAAUUUCAGCUGGACAACACUAUGCGAUACACCUACCCUGACGUCCAUCUCUGCAAAACUCUUUUUUUCUUGAUGAUAAUGUCUGGUGGACUCUCCGCUCAUCUUAUUUUCGCUAUUUCUCUGCAGAGAUACUUGAUGAUUUGCCGUCCGUUUGGUCAGCAGAUGACACGAAAGUACUGCAGGCUCGCUUUUGUGAUUUUUGUUCUUUUCUCGUUUGGAUAUGCCGCUCCUGUGUUAAAGUUUGGAGGAUUUAAUGAAAUAAAAAUAUGGCUAAAGAGAAAAUCUGGCAAUGUGAAUCGGACUUUCUCUUUUACUAUAGGGAGUUGUCAUUUCGAUGAUGGUUCGCACGGACCUAGAGUUAUGGUUCCUUACUUCGGAACAUUGUUGGUACUUUCGUUUAUUAAUAUCAUUGCGACUUCCGGUUUAUACAUACCCGUGACCAAAACUAUCUAUAGGACACUCUCAUCAAACAAGAAUCAUGGAAACAGAGUCAGUCGAAUGUUGGAUGGAGAUACACCGAUAUCCUCAAAAGACACACACAGUACUAGUGUUGAAAAAAUCAAAAUGUCAGAAAUUCCUCAACAAAGCCAAAAUACAAAGUCAAAAUGCUCUGGAACUGAAAUAAAAGCUGGACCUGGUAUAAAAUCCGCACUGCAGGAAACGGACCGAGAACAGAAGGCUCGUAAAAGAAUAAGCGUCAUGUUUCUUAUCAUCAUAAUUGUCUACGUAGUUUCGUAUCUGACGUCACUAGCCACACAAGUCUAUGAAUUCCUAUCCACAGAACGUAUGUCAGGUUACCGAUUGCACAUCCGUAUGUUUUGUCUUCGUUUAAACCUUCUAAACCACAUAGCAAAUCCGUAUAUCUACUGGUUUUACGACGUCAAAUUUCGAAAAGAACUUCAGAAGUUAUGUUGUAAGAGACAUUAAGUGAGGCAUGUGUAAGACAAGAGAGGCUAUCAUAAUGAAUGAACGAAAUAAAAGCAAACCCCAAUCCUAUAUUCAUAUUAUUUGCGAGUUAAGGUGAUAUAUUUUAUUUCGGUUUAUUUAUUAGCGCUGUUUCUCGGUUGGGAAUGAAUUUUCUGAGUUUUCUGCUUUAAGGUACAUUUGCUUAUAAAUAAGAAUCCGUUGUAUGGAUUGGAUAUGACGAAUGGCAAACUUUGAUAACUUUAAAGAAAAAAGAAUUCAAAAAUCAAAAUUCUUCUACUGAAAAACAUUUCCCAAAACAAUUUAAUUGUAUUUGAUUCAUUUCUAAGUUGAUAACGUUGGAAAAUUUUGCGAAGAGUUGCGAGUAUUUCCGUAUAGAGAAAAUAUUUAAACAAUUCACAUUAUGAAUCUCCGUAAGAAAUGUACUUUUGUUCACGUGAGUUAUUUUAGGUAAAAUCGUAUCUCGAUUUCAAUUGUACUUCAUUAAAAGGUGUGUAUAUUCUGGACAAAUUUCGUCAAAGGAGUUACGAAAACAGUCACCAUGGACAUAUUAUUACAACAUCUCUUAAUAUUUUUUGUGAGUUUCUUUAAAAAAAACAUUUAAAGUGACACUACAGCUCAUUUUGCACAAAUUUCAUAAAAUGGCAGUUUUCUCGUUACCUAAAGGAAUUUUCAUGCAAAGUUCUAAGUAUGAACUUUGCAAAAAUUACGCUAUGUGAAACUAAAAAUUCUCAAUUUAUCACUAAAACGAAUAAUUUUAGACGGACCAUAGAGUUAACAUUGUCAGUCCAGUCUUUCGUUCAGCAGCACAUGCGCAUCGAUUGUAAGCAUUUCAGUAAGAGGGUUAGAGGACCACGAAUUUCGACAGAUUUGGCUAAAAAGUGAAUCUUCUUAUCUCGUUAAUACGCAAUUGUAUUAUAAGAAUAUGUUAACAUCUAGAUGCGCAGAGGAUUAUAAUUUCCUUUCUUCGCAAAGUGCCUCAUUUCAUAUGAUAUGAUAUAAAAUCUGAAUUUCGAAACAUCUUUGACACGCAGUAGAGAGCUUAUUAUUGCAGUAAAGAAAAUCAAACUUUCAAUACAUGCACAGCUUUUUUUUAAAAAUUUAAUUGUGUUAAUAAAUGACCAAGAUUAUGAAAAUAAGCUGUAGUGUAUCUUUAAAGAAAACCGAGUUAGAACAGUUUGCAUAUAUCUAUUUUUUCAUUUUUGCUGCUGCAUUCUAUCAUUUCAUUGUAAAGGUUAAAUAUGCUAUUUUGACAUAUCUUUAGAGUAAAGAUUUGUGAGAACAUCCCCAAUUUUUAACCUGA
This is a messenger RNA of Magallana angulata, 2471 nucleotides long. Its product is annotated as 5-hydroxytryptamine receptor 2A-like. The coding region runs from base 26 to 1171 and encodes 381 amino acids. The transcript has a single exon. Gene Ontology annotation, molecular function: neuropeptide receptor activity. Lineage: Eukaryota; Metazoa; Mollusca; Bivalvia; Ostreida; Ostreidae. Gene Ontology annotation, cellular component: membrane. Gene Ontology annotation, biological process: neuropeptide signaling pathway. The record is from RefSeq and is a predicted model, not a curated record.